Musa acuminata AAA Group (dessert banana) is the source of this 390-nucleotide messenger RNA. RefSeq names its product mitogen-activated protein kinase kinase kinase 17-like. Gene Ontology annotation, molecular function: protein kinase activity; ATP binding. NCBI's taxonomy places the organism in Eukaryota, Viridiplantae, Streptophyta, Magnoliopsida, Zingiberales, Musaceae. The transcript has a single exon. Bases 1 to 390 code for a protein of 129 amino acids. Gene Ontology annotation, biological process: protein phosphorylation. The record is from RefSeq and is a predicted model, not a curated record.
AUGACGCCGGAGGUCGCCAGUGGGGAGCGGCCAAGGCCGGAGUCAGACGUCUGGUCGCUCGGGUGCACGAUCAUCGAGGAUGACGACCGGAGUGCAGCCAUGGCCAGACUGGAGACCACUGCAGAAGCGAUGUUUCGUAUUGGUUAUGGCAACGAGCUGCCGGAAUUCCCGCCCCUGCUAUCGGAGGUCGCCCGUGAUUUUCUCGACGAGUGCUUGGGAUGGAACGCAAGCGAGCGAUGGACUGCAGAGCAGUUAUUGCAGCACCCUUUCCAAGACGAAGCGGAAACCCCCAUGGCGGAGACUCCGAUUCUCGAAUGGGCAAACUUAGAAUUCCACGAUAUCGCCGAUGACGGAGAAAGUUGCAGUUUUGGCCUGGGAAAGGAGGCUUAA